AUUUAUAACAGACUACACCUUUAUUUUGAAAUGUAACCAACAAGGAAGUAAGUUCGCGUUUCAAGAAAACAAGUGAAGCGACACAUGCUCCUAACUUCCUACUUGCAGUGUGUAUGACAGCUUAGCACUGGGAUGUCAUGGGUGUUCAGGGGUUGACUACAUAUGUGGAGUCCAACAGAAACUUCCUUCAGGAUGUGAAGUUCAGGGAUAGUCGUCUGGUUAUUGACGGCUGCAGUCUAUAUUUCCGCCUGUAUUUCAGCUACGGAUUUGAUCAGCAGCAUGGGGGGGACUACGAUGCGUUCGCCUGCUUUCUCAACGAAUUCCUAUCUGCUUUGGAAACUUGUAACAUCGAGCCCUAUGUGUUGCUGGAUGGGGGGGUGGACCCAAGUGACAAGAAGUUCGCUACUCUGCGUCAGCGUCUGCAGUCCAAGAUAAAGGAGGCAGACAGCAUCUGUCAUGGUCGCAAUGGCUCUGUUCUCCCAAUCCUCGUAAGGAAAGUCUUCAUUCAGGUCCUAAAUCAAAGAGGAAUCCCGCUGGUACAGUGUCCAGCAGAGGCAGACUGGGAGAUUGCCUGCUUGGCGCGGCAGUGGAACUGUCCAGUGCUGACAAAUGACAGCGACUUUUACAUAUUUGACCUUCCAGCUGGUUAUCUGCCACUUCAUUUUUUCCAGUGGACCAAUCUUAACGGAAAAGCUUCUCAGCGCUACAUCCCAUCCCGAUGUUACACCACUAACAAUCUGUGCCGCUGGUUUGGGGGCAUGAAUCGCGAGUUGCUGCCUUUAUGUGCAGUCCUAACUGGUAAUGACUAUGGUGCUCCAAAAGAGACUGAGACCCUCCUUGCUCUCAUAGACGUGAGUGCAUUAGGAAGAGGCGGUGGCCGAGGCAGGGGGAAGGCACCUGCUUCUCGUGUUGAGGGCAUCCUUAUCUGGCUGUCAUCGUUUCCAAAUGUGACGGAGGCACUGAAGGAGGUUAGCAGGUUAAUGGAUGGAGCGGCUGGGGCAGGCGGGAGAGGACAGGGAGGUGGGCUCAGCUCCCAGCUGUUGGCUGCUAUGCAAGAGUACAACAUCAAGACUCAAAGCUCUCUUGCUCCAUGGUUCUCUGAAGGUACAUUAGCUCAGAGGGGGAAGACAUCUGGUCUGGCACAGCUGCCAGAGUGCUUGUCUCUGGCUGCAGCACGGGGACAGCUGUCUCCUAUGGUGCUUGAUGCUUUUGUCAUGCAGAGGGUCCUUCUCAUCCCGCAGGUGGAAAAUAACAGACUAGCCAGCAGCCACUGUAGUUCUAGACCAAUACGUCAGGCUGUGUAUGGGAUUUUACUGCAAAAAGCUGCAAGCCCAGUUAGUGGCGCAAAACUAGCAAAGGCAGGACAAGUCCAAAUGCAGGGAACAAGAAGUGACAGAGGAAGAGGAAGAGGUGGUGGAGGCAGGGGCCAGCAGGGGUCAGAACACCUGUUCAAUGCAGCUCCAGUACAAACACAAUCACAUGGCUCUGGUUCUCCAAUUUUCGUGGAAGAGUAUGACCGUUUGGACCUAAACCUAAGCAAAAAGCAAGUGGAACCAGUCAUCCUUUGGAACCAUAUACAUCUGGAUGGGCUCAGUCAGGCUCCUGCUGCAGUGCGCCUUGGUGUCCUGUUGGAAGUCUUAGGUGUGACGCAGUCGGCCCUGGCUCCAGUUCCUCUCCAUCUGCAGCUUGCUGUUGCAGUGACUGGAUUCUGGUUGCGUGAGGCCACACCAGCACCUUCAAAGCCCCUGCUGCAGGCUUUAGUGAUAGGCAUGAUUUACGGAGAGUUGACAUUGAACAAUCAGCCUGGAGCGCCACGCAAGAUACCCGUUGCCCCACAGCUAAACUGGGCCGCCGAGCGAGGUUUUCUGUCAGCACUAGAUCGUCAGCGGGUGAGACCUGGUGAAAGACGAGGAGUGGACGUCGGGGCGGCCCACUGCCUCAGCCAAUGGCAGUCCUGCCUCUGGAGUGCCCUGUGCCUGAAUCAGCUGCUGCUGGUGCCGCUGCCCGAGCCCAACGUGACAUUGUUGUUCAGCGGUACCUUGGUACACGGCCUCUUCAGGUACCUGAAAGGAGGCUGGCCUGUGGAGUCGUUACUGCCUGGUGGAUCUUUAUCUGGACAGCUCUGUUUCUGCCUGCUGGAUGCUGUGAAGCACUGCAGCCUCAAGGCAAACCCCUCCAGCUUCGGAUCAGGCAAGAAGAAGAGAGGUAGAGGCAGAGGGAAGAGAGGGAGAGGCGGAAGAGGACAAUCUCAGGGUAGAGGGAGGGUUUCAGAGGAGAUAAAUAACAGGUUUGCUCUCCUUAUGAGUGAGGAAGAAGAGGAGGAUGAUUGGUAGAGAGGCAGUGAGAAAUGCACAGAUCUAGAACGCUAUGAUCCAAGGUUAUUCUUUGGAGGAGAAUAAUAUUUUUAAUCUUUACUAUCAUGCUUCGCACUAUUUUAACCUCUUCCAGUGGUAUGCAGGUGCUUGUAAUUUAAGUUUGAAGCAGCCAUCUAAAAUGUGGUGUGUAAACUUCUCUGAUCAGCUGUUUCAAAUCAUAUGCAUCAUUUUACAAGCAUUUUUUAAUAAAUAGACUAAUUAUAUUUACCCAGUCAUGUUUACUUAAGGACUAAACACUGAAUGUAAAAGAAUAGUGUUUUUAUUACAAAGGUAAUAAAAGCGAUGCCAAUAGGUAUGAACUAGAAAUGGGCCAAUCAGGCUUUGUCUGGCCGAUGAGGAUUUUGAGUUUUAUUUGAGGACUAAGCUGGUGAUUUGGGUUAUUUAUUCAAAGAACGCCUAAGAAGAGAAAAAUGUGCUCCAUGUUCUUCAGCAGACACAGUUGUUCUGAAUCCAAAAAUAGAAAAUACUAGCAUUCAAGAUUUUCUCAAUUUUUGCGUCAAAACCACUGAUUUUUACUCAACUAGACUGAAGCGUGUACGAGGCAUUUAGAAACAAAAAAUUUUGGAAGUUAUGGGAAUUGUCAAACAGAGCUGACGAGUGGAUAACGAGGAAAUUUUAAUUGUGCAUUUCUUGGAUUGAAAAAAAUAUUCUACGGCUAAACAAAAAAAAAUGUUAUUUUUCUACUGAUUUAUGAACUUUAAUUUCUUUAGACCAAAUGCAGUGCUGUAAAAUGUGACAAACUACCAAACAGUUUUGGCAAUGAUGGGAGUCCUGAAUUGUUUUUUUUGUUUUUUUACAUGUUAUUGGUCAAAAUUUAGAGAGAAAAAAAACUUCCGUUAAAAUAAAAGUAAAUUUUUUGUGUUCUAACUCUUGAAAAUAUCAACAAGCAAGCAGUGUUAAGUGGCAGCUAAAGGGAACGACUCCUGAUCAAUUUUCCGUUUUAAACCCAUUGACUUGUAUAAAAUGCUCAAAUCUCAAACAGGAUUUUACAUUUUUCAGAAAUUUUACAACAUGGUCCUAUUAUGAUUUUACCGUGUUUCUGGUGCUCCUACUUUGGGAGUCAUUUAUUAUGAAAUAUGGCAAAUAAAAAUAAGUAUUACUGACCUGCUGUAGGCAGAGCAGAUUAUAGUGAAUUACUUUAAAAUCAUCAGCGGUCACAGUGGGUAUGAUUUGACGCACGACUGGUAUGAAAGCUGCAAAAGUUUUAAAAAAAUGGCAAAGGGGCAAGAUGACCACCACUAUUAUGACUUCUACGAUUUAUGAAUACGCAAUAAUUUUUUACAUAUUUUUUAUGACAUUAUUUCUUCAACAUCAAUUUAUGUGGUCCUGUCUACAAUUAUGUAUUAAAAAUGUAUAUGAGAGCAGUACAGAAUUUACAUUCCUAUUUUUAUUCCCACUGUUUUACUUGUAACUACAGCUGAAAAUAAAAUGUUUACACAUUUUCUU
Molecule: messenger RNA, 3821 nt
Organism: Xiphophorus maculatus (southern platyfish)
Lineage: Eukaryota; Metazoa; Chordata; Actinopteri; Cyprinodontiformes; Poeciliidae
Gene: aste1b
Product: protein asteroid homolog 1-like
Exons: 7
Coding region: 138-2333 (731 amino acids)
Source: RefSeq, a predicted model, not a curated record